AUGCAUUUUAAUAUAAUAUUGAUAUUUCUUAGUUUCUUCAUACAUAUUUGCAUUAUAAAUUGUUCUCCUCGACUAGAGAAAGUGAAUAAAGAUAUAAUACGAAGAGAUGAUAUUGAUCGGAGACCGGCGGCAAUAGAGAAUUCCAAUGUAACACCAUUAGAUUUCAGAUCUAUAAAAGAUUGGAAGCUUACGGACUUACUUUUGGUGAGCGAUAUAGACGGAAACUUGCAUGGCAUUGAAAGAAAUAGUGGUGCUUUGUUGUGGACGUUGCCAAUAGAAGAGCCAUUAGUAAAAAUAGCCACUAAUAGCUCAGCCAGUGGCCAUCAUGAUAAUGAAAAAACACAAUCUAACAUCUUAUGGUUUGUUGAGCCUUAUAAGGAUGGAUCCUUAUACUAUUUUGUGCCCCAAUUUGGCCUCAAUAAACUACCAACUAGCAUUAAAGAUCUAGUACUCGAAUCUCCAUUUUCGUUAAGCGGAGAUGAUAAAAUUUAUACUGGUACUAGAAAGACAUCCCUUUUUACUAUUAACAUAUAUACGGGAGAAAUCAAGUCGGUAUUUGGAAAUGAAGAGAAAUGCCCGAAUCCCAACACACACUAUCAUAGUCGAGACUUAGAUCAGCAAGAUACUAUCAUGCUCGGCAAGACAACUUACGAAUUGUCUAUCCAUUCCAAAGAAAAAUCAAACAUAGUAUGGAACGUAACCUACUCCCAAUGGGGCCCUAAUAAUAUUGAUAACGAUUUAAUUGUACAAAAUCAGCAAAGUAUGGACAAACUUUAUUUCACACCAUUUCACGAUAAAUCAUUGCUAGCUAUAAAUAAAGACAUAGGAACACCAGUUUGGAUUAGUAAGUUGCCACUGUUGGCUGUCAAUGUAUUUGAUGUUUUCAACAAUAUGAAGUCACUAAAUGAUUAUGUCGUUUUGCCACAUCCAUUAAAAUACUUGAAUGAUUUGCAAGCCAGUUCUACUGAACAAUCAGCAAACAGUGAUUUAUGCUUCAUCAAUAAAACGUCAAACAGUCAAGAAUGGUUUGCUAUGAGUUUCAAUAAUUAUCCCACACUAAUCAAAAGUGCUCCUAUAUCGGAUUAUCAAAUGGCAUUGUAUAAAUUAGGUCAUCAAAAUUCACCAGAUAUCAACGUAGACUUUUUGAAAACAUUUCAAGUUUCUGAUGCUGAUCCUGAGUCUAAUAAGAUAGCGGAAAACUUGAUUCGUGGUAUUCAUAAAUUCAAUCACUUAACAUCUGAUAAUCUGUAUCAGCCAAUAUCACGAUUUAUGGGAUAUAAAGAUGAAGCUAUAAAGAAAAUUGGAGAUGGUAAGUCAACAGGUUUACCGGAGAAUUUAGAAAACAAUCCAAUUCCAAAUAUUAUAGAUGGUAUUAGAUUGUCCAAACCUGAGCAAGAUGAAAUAAAUGAAUCCAAAAUACCACAAACAUCUACCAGCCAAGAUUUAUUAUUAUUAGAUUCUGGAAAUUCAAAUAAGUAUUUAUCAACCCCUGAUAGCAAUAACUCUACAACAAUCACAUCAUUAUCGCUUAUCAAAAGAAUCUGUGAAGAUGUUAUCGUUAUCUUGGUGUUGUUAGCAUUAUUAAUGUCUUUCGGUAAAUUUGGAAAACUAGGGAAAAGAUUGAAAAACUUCAUCCUUGAUAAGAGUAUAACCCUUGAUUCAGAGCAAAAGGCAGGAAACAGUUUUCCAGACGAGAAAAUAAUCAAUACUAUAGCAGCUGAUGAUGAAGUAAAGAAUGAGAAACAGGAUACUGAUGUUGCUAUGGCUUCGUCGAAUGUUGAGACUACCGAUUCUAUUAUAUCUUCUUCAGAUGAAUUGAAUAAUAUUAAUAUACCUGACAAUUAUAACGAAGGAAUUUCCAGCAAUGAUUAUGCCAAGAACAAUGGUAUUAACAUUGAUGAGGGUAAAGAAAGACCCAUAAAAAAGGUUACAAUUAUCACACCGAAUGAAGCGCUUGAGAAGUCAGAUUCCAAUGUUGAUCGUAAUAGUGAUGAGAAUAGAGGUGAGUUUGAAAAUCGUGAACUCAAUUACGAGGAUUCUAAUAGUGAGAAUAAUCUUGAGGAUACAACUACUAAAAAGAAACGUAAAAGAGGAAGCCGUGGAGGCAAACGAAGUAACAAAACUAAACGAGCUUCGACAGAAUAUGCUAAUGAUUCACAAGAUAAAGAAAGCGCUAAUAGUGAUAUUGACACUGGUGAUAUUAUCAAUACUAAAAGCUUAGUUAAAUCUAAAGUUACUAAAAUCCCAACAAAGAAAUUGCAAAUUGAAAAUAAUCUAAUAAUCACUGACAAAAUUUUAGGUUAUGGCUCACAUGGAACCAUAGUAUAUCAAGGGACGUUUGAAAAUAGGCCGGUCGCGGUGAAGCGAAUGUUACUUGAUUUUUAUGAUAUUGCUAACCACGAAGUUAAACUAUUACAAGAAAGCGAUGACCAUCCAAAUGUUAUAAGGUACUUCUGCUCACAACUGAGUGAAACUGAAAAAUUUUUAUACAUUGCAUUAGAGCUAUGUUUAUGUUCUUUAGAAGAUAUCAUAGAAAGAUCAAAAUCAUUCCCAAAGGAUAUUCGAUUGAGGGAUGUUAAUGCUAACGAUGUGUUACACCAACUCGUAAGUGGGUUGCAUUACUUACAUUCUUUGAAAAUUGUUCAUAGGGAUUUAAAGCCUCAAAACAUAUUGGUUGCAGACUUGAAAAAAUCUGCAAAUAAUUCAGCCAACCCUUCUGCAAGAUUAUUAAUUUCUGAUUUUGGUUUAUGCAAGAAGUUAGAUGCUGAUCAGUCUUCCUUCAGAGCUACUACUCAAAAUGCUGCUCUGGGGACAUCUGGUUGGAGAGCGCCUGAAUUAUUAUUACAUCAUGAUUUACUGGAAAUUUCGCCUGAUACGAUUUCGUCGGUGGGCUCUUCUUCACGUCAUUCCAUAACUACGACGACUUCAAAUGUCAAUGGUAAGAGGUUGACUAAAGCAAUUGAUAUUUUUUCGUUGGGUUGUGUGUUUUUCUAUAUAUUAACAAAGGGUUCUCAUCCAUUUGGUGAUAGAUACCUUCGGGAAGGAAAUAUAAUUAAAGGUGAAUAUGACUUAUCCGCGUUGAAAUUUAAUUGUCCAAUAGAUCAUGUUGAGCUGUCACAUUUGAUAGCCUCCAUGAUUAACCAUAAUCCUAAAAUGAGGCCUGACACAUCAGCAAUUUUGAAACAUCCUUAUUUUUGGCCAGUAAAUAAAAAAUUAGAGUUUUUAUUAAAGGUAAGUGAUCGAUUUGAAAUUGAAAGAAGAGACCCACCAAGUGAUCUACUUUUAAAAUUGGAAAGUAUAUCUAUAAAUGUUCAUCAAGGGAACUGGCAUAAUAAAUUUGAUACUGAAUUUAUGGAUAAUUUAGGAAAAUAUAGAAAAUAUCAACCCGAGAAGCUUAUGGACUUGUUAAGAGCCUUUAGGAAUAAGUAUCAUCAUUUUAACGAUAUGCCUCCUGCUUUGCAACAAAAAAUGAGUCCUUUACCAAACGGGUUUUAUAUUUAUUUCAAUGAGAAGUUUCCAAAGUUACUAAUGGAAGUAUACUUUAUAGUCGAGGCAAACUUAAAAGAUGAGCAUAUAUUCGAGGAAUUUUAUUCGUAA
Molecule: messenger RNA, 3597 nt
Organism: Debaryomyces fabryi
Lineage: Eukaryota; Fungi; Ascomycota; Pichiomycetes; Serinales; Debaryomycetaceae
Gene: IRE1
Product: bifunctional endoribonuclease/protein kinase
Exons: 1
Coding region: 1-3597 (1198 amino acids)
Biological process (GO): protein phosphorylation; IRE1-mediated unfolded protein response; mRNA processing
Cellular component (GO): IRE1-TRAF2-ASK1 complex
Molecular function (GO): protein serine/threonine kinase activity; ATP binding; RNA endonuclease activity
Source: RefSeq, a predicted model, not a curated record